AAGACAAAAUGGCGAAAUAGAAUCUCUGAGAAGAUUGAGUUAGUCCUCUACAAAACCACAAAAUGCCGUCCUUAUAAGCCACUUAACAACAAUAAAACCCGGCUCUAAGCCAACACCAAUCGACAUUGCUGAAUAUCAGAACCUUUGGGGGCCAAAAUGAUUAGAAGAGCGAUGUUUUGGCUUGUUUUAGUGUCACUUUUGGUGGCAAUGUCUAGUUCUGAGUCUUCAGCAAUGUCAUUUGAAGAAAAGAUCAAAAUGAGAGACCAAGUAAAGGAGAUGUUCCGUCAUGCUUAUGGCUCGUACAUGAAAUAUGCCUACCCAGCAGAUGAACUGAUGCCAUUAAGCUGUAAGGGACGGGUCCGAGGUGUAGAUCCAAGUAGAGGAGAUGUAGAUGAUGCAUUAGGAAAAUUUUCUUUAACUCUUGUGGAUACCUUAGAUACAUUAGCUGUUUUUGGUGAUAUAGAGGAAUUUGAAAGGGCUACAAAACUAGUAAUAAAACAUGUAAAGUUUGACAGUGAUCUUGUGGUGUCAGUGUUUGAGACUAAUAUAAGAAUGGUUGGGGGUCUACUGGGUGGACAUGUAGCAGCUGUGGCUUUAAAGAGGGAUGGGAAAGGAAUGACAUGGUAUAAUAGAGAGCUUCUUGACAUGGCUACAGAAAUUGCAACAAGAUUACUACCAGCAUUCAAUACUUCUACAGGAAUCCCAUAUCCUAAAGUCAACUUAAAGUAUGGUAUUCACCACCCUGAAUCAGGCACAGGGAGUGAGUCUGAUACAUGUACGGCAUGCGCAGGAACUAUGAUCAUGGAGUUUGGUGCUCUGUCCAGGUUGACUGGUGACCCAAUAUUUGAGGAAAAGGCCAGUAGAGCUAUGGAAUCCCUGUGGAGGUUUAGAAGUCGAUCAUCUGAUCUUGUUGGCACAGUGAUUAACAUUCAUAAUGGAGACUGGGUUAGAAGAGAUAGUGGUGUUGGUGCAGGCAUUGACUCAUACUAUGAAUAUUGCUUGAAGGCUUACAUUUUACUUGGUAAUGUAACCUACCUAGAAAGAUUUAACAAGCAUUACAAGUCCAUAAUGCAGUAUAUAAACCAAGGAGCCAUGUUUCUUAGCGUCCAAAUGAACCAACCAGAAAGAACCUCCCAUGCUUACAUGGAUGCGUUACAGGCUUUUUGGCCAGGUUUGCAAGUUCUGAAAGGAGAUCUUAAGAAAGCCAUAGAAAUGCAUCAUAUGUUGUACGAAGUAGCCAAGAAACACACUUUUCUACCUGAGGCAUUUACUACAGACUUUGAGGUUCACUGGGGUGAACAUCCUCUUCGCCCAGAAUUAGUUGAAAGUACUUUCUUUUUAUAUGAGGCAACAGGGGAUCCAUACUACCUAGACGUUGGUAAAAAUAUUGUAGACAAGAUCAAUGAACAUGCUAGAGUACCUUGUGGAUUUGCUGCUCUGAAGGACGUCAGAACACUCUCACAUGAAGACAGAAUGGAUUCCUUUGUUCUAGCUGAGACAUUCAAAUACCUUUUUCUACUGUUUUCUGAGAAAGAAGACACACCGUUACACAUGAAUGAGUUUAUCUUCACUACAGAAGCUCAUCUCUUACCCUUAAGCCUGUCAAGAAUUCAAGCAAACAAAACAGCUUACCAGGAAUUACGUUAUAAUGUGACACUAAAUGAAGAAAAUGAACAUGAUUUUUCUUGUCCCAACACUGGAAACUCUGGUGACAAAGUCAAGUAUGCCGAGAGCAUAAGAGAUCAAGUGUUACUCAAAUCCCAAUCUCAAAAUUGUCCAACAAAGAAAACCUUUGCCUUCUCCUCCAACAAACCUCCCCGUCUCCGUGCUGAGCAGUUUGUUCCUGGCAAUGAAGAACACCUGGAAAUUCUAAAAUCCAUGGGGAUUACUGUAGCACAAACCAAAGAAGGGAGAAUCCAGUUAAUGCACUCUGCGUCAAAUGCCUACUCCAAGACUGAUGCAGAAGAUGGCAUCAAGUUUAUGCAAGAAAUGAUUGAGUUAGCAAAGCAGCGCAAUGACGAUGGAGGUGCCAGUGCAAACCCACGUGUCGUACAGCUCAUGUCCCCUCCAUAUAAAGGAAGUAUAGUGUUGAACGCUGGGCCUGCACAGUUUGGUCUUGACUUAUCCAAAGGAAAUGUGGGGGUUGGUGCUGAAGUUGUUCUAGCCGACCCAAUCAAGGGCUGUACAAGCCUUAAGAAUGAAGAAAGUGUAAAACACAGAAUUGCAAUCAUGGAAAGAGGAGAUUGCAUGUUCAUAGACAAGGUUCGUAUGGCAGAGAAGGCAGGAGCUGUAGCAGUGAUUAUUAUUGACAAUAAUGAUGGCAGCUCAAGUGAUACUCAGCCCAUCUUUGCCAUGGCUGGUGAUGGCACCAGCAAUGAUGUGAAGAUUCCUGCAGUCCUUCUCUUUCACCAGGAAGGAAUGAUUCUCAAAAGAGCCAUCUCAUUCCUGGAAGAUAAACAACAAACCCUUAAAGUCAGGCUGGCAUCUAAAGCUGAUGGUGCAGCUCCAAAGAAAAGUUCUUCAGAUGAAGGGGAAAGACCAGGUGUACCCGUAGAAAAAGAUAUUAUAGAUGAAUCAACCCAUCAAGGCAAAACCAAACCAGAUGACAAUCAACAAGGACAACAAAAAACUGCAGAUCUAACCCAGGAAGAUAAAGAACUAAUGGAUGUGAUUCAAAAUAUGAAAAUAUCGGUGGCAGAAUUAGAAAAACACUCACAGGUUUUGACCAAAGAAAUGCUUAUGAAACUUCAACAUAAACUACUGAAGAUAAAAAGAGGUGGUGGCAAUAAGGAUAUAAAUGGAUAUUAUGAAGAACUCAAAUCUAAAUUAAUAACACUGAAAGAUAAUGAAGUAUUGUGUGCAGCCACAGGCAAGGCUUGCAGCAAGGAAGAGACUGUUAAAAAUACCGGUGGAUCUACUGAUGAUACCACACAACAAAUAUAUGAGAACUUAAAUCAUAAAAAUAUUGAACAAACGACAGAUAAAGAACAAGAAACUAUGAGUAAAUUGGAACCAGAAAGUAUAUCUCAAAGAACAGGCUCAGAUCAUACAGCUGAUUAAUUUAAUGUUUUUAAAAAGUUCAUCUUUGGUUAUUGUUCAUGGUGCAAGGAAUAUCGUCGAACUUGUGACGAUUCUGAGUGACAGGAAUCCAAGAUAUGCUCCUGGAAAAAAUGAAUAUUAUACUUUUAAUAGAAAAUUCUCAAAAUGGAAAACAUUUCCACAGAAAGGAUCCAAGAUUAAUUAGCAAGUGGAGAAUUUCCAGAAAAUGAAUUUUUCCCUAUACGUAUAUUAUGAUGUCCAUAGCAAACUGAAAAACAACUUAUUCUUAUUUAGGACAAGAAAGUUCAAAAUUAAAAAUUAAAAUAUAUUUAUAUUUUUAAUGACAUACUUUAUGAGAAGUAAGGUAAUUUUGGUUCCCAUUCAAGAAGUCUGUGGAAUGCAGUUUGACAUCAACAUGAAUGUGGUGAAAAUCCUACUCAGUCUUAUAUUCCCAGCUUGAAAGUGAUUGCCACUCAACAGACAAUGCCCAGGCAAAAUUGGAAAUCUGCAAGCCAAACCCGUCUUUGGCUGGUCCUUUUGACUGGUCACAUUGAUCAGAACAGUGUGGCCAGGGACAUUGUGUUUGGCCAUUGAGUAAACAUGUUUUAGACCUGCAUUUAUUAGAAAACCGCCAUCGUGAAAUAUAGCCGUGCCUUUGUAUCAAAGGGAUUCAAACUGUGAGCUUGCAAUGAUAGAGACGUGAAUAAUUGUGUCCAAGGUGUUAAAGAAAGUUCUCUAUCAUUGCAAGCUCAUCGUUCAUAUUGCUUUGAUGCAAAGGAAUGGCUACCUUUCAAGAUGGUGCAGUGAACUGUGAAAGGGACUAUUAGCUUUUGAAAAUGUAAUUGGAUUCUGUCCCUGGGCCUGUGGUAACACACACAGACUUGAUGCAAUAGCCCACUUCAAGAUAUGCUUAACUUGUCACACAAAGGUUUCAGUACCAGGCUAUGUGCUAAAUUAAAUCAUUCUUUUCUCCUGUACCCUUAUCCUCACAUUAUCUUGCAAGUGGGUUAUUCCUUGUAAUGCAAUCUUUGCAGAAACUUUGCAGAAAAUUCUAGUUUCAUUGCAAUACUCAUUGCACUCCAUCUUGAACUGACGCAAUGAAAUGCGAUCAUUUGCAGAAAUUUUGCAGUGGUCAGACAUGCUCAUGUUACAAGUUCCAUUGCUAUACUCAUUGCAACCUAUUUUGAAAUGUCAUGAAUAAAAUAAAGCAAUAAUAGACCGUUUUCUCAAGGUUGUGUGCGAAACCAAAUUUAAGCAACUUGAUGGGCCACGAUACCAGAACAGGAGCUUUAUAAUGACAAUUAUCAUACAUUUCUAUGAUUUUUUUUCGAUAAGAAUUCAUAAAAUCGAUUAUUCUCCUCUUUAAAUAUAAAACUGGCUUCUCAAUUUUACUGAAUUUGCAUUUUUCAAUUUUGUGGCCCGUCAAGUUGGAUGAGAACGCAACCUUGAGAAAACGGUCUAUUGCAGAAACUUUGCCUAUUGAUCCGACAUGCUCAUGUUGCAAGUUUCAUUUACCUUCAUUGCUAUACUCGUUGCAACCUAUUUUGAAUAAAUGCAAUUGCAGAAACUUGCACAUUAGUCAGA
Actinia tenebrosa (Australian red waratah sea anemone) is the source of this 4623-nucleotide messenger RNA. RefSeq names its product ER degradation-enhancing alpha-mannosidase-like protein 3. Gene Ontology annotation, cellular component: endoplasmic reticulum; membrane. Gene Ontology annotation, biological process: mannose trimming involved in glycoprotein ERAD pathway; endoplasmic reticulum mannose trimming; carbohydrate metabolic process. The record is from RefSeq and is a predicted model, not a curated record. NCBI's taxonomy places the organism in Eukaryota, Metazoa, Cnidaria, Anthozoa, Actiniaria, Actiniidae. Gene Ontology annotation, molecular function: mannosyl-oligosaccharide 1,2-alpha-mannosidase activity; calcium ion binding.